AUGAACGGAAACUUGAUUUUAACGGCAGCAUUGGAGGUAGAUGGUGUCAAUGUGAAGGAUCUCGACAAUAUGUUGAAGGCUGCUCUGGCGGUUCUAUAUGCGUGGGACACUCUGAUCACGUUCUCAGAUGAGGUGGAUCUUAUAUGGAGAUCCGGGAUCAAGCUUCCUAAAGUUCUAUAUUUCGUUAACCGGUACUUCGCUCUCGUCUUUGGGGUUGCGAUUAAUGCUCAUGAAACACCUGAAACGUUGGUAAUUCAUGUCGAUACAAUUGAGCUGGCUAAUUUCAGAAAUAGCUGUCAUGCCUGGACCGGAUUAACAACUAUGGCUGUAUUUGUAGUAUGGUUCAACGGGGAAGGCAAGCGUCACGUUGAUAGGUUACCCCCCAGGAUAGCUAACAGUUCCACAAAAGCCGUCAUUUUGUGUCACAUCAAUGCCAUAUUCCACCAUCUGUUCGCCCUUGUUGGGAAUGUCGCCUACGUCGUUUUGAACAAGGCACCAGUGGAGCUACUCGGGAUUUGCAUCAGAGAGCCUGUGGCAGUGUCGUUUCUAACCCCUACCUACGUCAGCAUACCGAUGCUAGUGUUGGACAUUGUGUUCAUGACGUUAAUUGGAUAUAAGACCAUAACAUAUUACGCUCAGUCCGUCAACAAAAAAUGGGCAGGAGCAGCUCUCAUGAAGACUCUCGAACCAUAUGUCUUCUUUGUGGCGCAAAGCGUCUUGUUCUCUUUCUUUGCGAUGGCGAUAAAUCGUCUCGUAUUGGGCAUGAACAAGGUCAACAUGCAACAGCUCCGCGGUGAUCAGACAACGGGUGUAACAGAAUCUUCGGUCGUGUUCGCCUUAGAUGCACCGUCGGGGGUUUAG
Molecule: messenger RNA, 861 nt
Organism: Coniophora puteana RWD-64-598 SS2
Lineage: Eukaryota; Fungi; Basidiomycota; Agaricomycetes; Boletales; Coniophoraceae
Exons: 13
Coding region: 1-861 (286 amino acids)
Source: RefSeq, a predicted model, not a curated record